AUGAAUCUAAGUCAAAAUAAGAAGGAGAAGGAGAUUUCUCAGGGGAUUGCUUUCCAAGCCGAAGUGAAAGAUAAUGUUGAAGAAGAAGAUGAAGACUUAGCGGAGUCUCUUGCUCGAUUGACUAAAAAUUUUAACAGGGUGAUGAAGAAGUUCAACAAGAAGAACCAAACUCCAACUUUCAACAACUCCAACAAUUUUCAGAAAAAUAAAGGAGCUACAAAUUCCUCUAAUAAUAAGAAGAAGAAUAGGGGAAUUCAAUGUCGGGAGUGCGAUGGUUACGGUCACAUUCAAUCUGAGUGUGCUAACACUCUCAAGAAGAGGAAGAAGUCUCUCAACGUCACAUGGAGUGGUGAGGAUUCUAAAGGCAGCCAGGAAGAUGAUGAUCACGUGAACAACUAUGUUGCGUUCAAUGUCUACCAAGAUGUUCCAAACUGCAGUGUUACAGAUCAUUUCACAACUCAUGUUGCAAUAUCAUCUGCAACAUCAUCUGCAACACACUCUGGAAAACCAGAAGAAAACAUAGAUUUUUUAGAUUCUGACGGUUCCAGUGAUGGUGAAGAAUUGACUGAUGAGACAAUACAUGAGGCAUAUGAAACCAUGUUCAACAAAUGGGUUUUGGUGGUUAAAAUGAAUAAGUCUUUGCAGGAGCGAGUCGAUGAGCUUAUUAAAGAGAAGGAUGUGCUUAAGAGGGCUGUUGUAAACAAUGAAUUUUGGGCUGUUGAAAAUGAGAAAAAACUGCAAGAGACGAGAGCUGAAUCGGAGCACACUCAAAAGUCAUUGAAAAUGAUGAAUUCCGGCACCACAAAAUUGGGUCACAUUCCCUCGAUAGGAAAUGCGAGUGGUGAUCAACAUGGCCUUGGCUAUACUGGUGAGAGCUCAACAUCCAAAACAGUGUUUGUGAAGAAGACGCCUGCCCCUAAGCCUCCAACUUCCUCCAGUAAGAAGGUUACUAUCUUAUCCCCUUGA
This is a messenger RNA of Morus notabilis, 966 nucleotides long. RefSeq lists its product as uncharacterized. Gene Ontology annotation, molecular function: nucleic acid binding; zinc ion binding. The record is from RefSeq and is a predicted model, not a curated record. NCBI's taxonomy places the organism in Eukaryota, Viridiplantae, Streptophyta, Magnoliopsida, Rosales, Moraceae. The transcript has a single exon. The coding region runs from base 1 to 966 and encodes 321 amino acids.